AUGUUAAAAAUCAACUUAUUAAAUGAAAAGAUUAAACAACUAGAAGAAGAGCUUGAAUAUCCUCUGUAUCAAAAUUCACAACCUAAAGAUUCAGAGAUUAAUAAAGAGGAAUCUGGAUCUCUACCUCUAAAAAGAAAAAAAAGAAAAACAAUGCCUUUCUCCUACCUUCUAACAAAUAAAGAAUCAUUAAAACAACUAAGAGAAGUAGAAGAAGAGGCAAAGAAAGUAGCCAACAAAAAACAGCAUAAAAAAGAAGAAGCUACCCAAAAAUAA
Messenger RNA from Dentiscutata erythropus, 273 nucleotides. The record is from the annotation of a GenBank genome assembly. NCBI's taxonomy places the organism in Eukaryota, Fungi, Glomeromycota, Glomeromycetes, Diversisporales, Gigasporaceae.